CCUUUAGAGUCGUCCUUUCAUCAAAUGAGGAAGCUCCUGCACUUUACCGCUCCUGCAGCUCUGCUCUGCAGUUUCAGACGCGCUUCAGACGCGCUUCAGCUCGCCCUGCUGCCUGUUUGUUCAGAAAUGUUCUUUACUUUUGAAUAGGGACAAAAUCUGUUUGUCUGGAUGCAACUAUGAGAUGGAGACUAAGAUUACAUCGCUCUGCCUGUUUCUGGGCUUGGUCUAUGUUUCAUCAACGGCAGUAAAAAAAGGAGUUGGAGAGACUGUGACCUUGUACCCUAUCAAAUCUGUGGAACCACUUAACAGCUUCCUGUGGUCCUUUGGUAAACACAAUGUUGUUGAGGUCAUCUCCAUUGUCAUCAACAAAGAAGUUACUCCAGUCAAUGGGACCAGAUUUGGAAGAAGGAUGAACACUGAUGUAAAUUAUGGAUCGAUCACCAUCUCCAAUCUCACUGUUCAUGACAGCGGAAUAUUUCUCAUUCAGAUCUUAACAAAUUCAAAACCCCUGAUAGAAGAAAUCCAUCUGAUUGUUGAAGAUUUUUUUACACCGAAAACUGUUCUGGAGGGGAGAAAUGUCACUCUGGCGACACCAAUGGAAAAACUGGAAAUGAAGCAUACAGUAAAUUGGACAAAAGAGGAAGAUGCUAAAAAGAUUCAAAUUGCUCUGUGGAAAAAUGGUCUCAUCACGACUGAGGAAUCCUUCAAGCAUGUCCUCCAGGUGGAUCAACAGACUGGAUCCCUCACCUUCAUCAGAAUCACAAGAGACCUCCGUGGGAUUUACAGGGUCAAAAUAAAACAGGGAGAAGAAGUACACUCUGAAAUUGUCUUCAAAAUUACUGUAUAUGAACCUGUUUGUUUUCCAAACAUCAUGAAAAAGGAGUUCAACAUUACAAAUCCACCAGAAGAAAAGAUUUGCUAUGUCACUUGUUCUGUGAGGAAUGGGCCGGAUGUGAACCUGACCUGGUUCAAUGGUUUAAAUCAAAUCAUCAGCAUUAAUAACACAGUGGACCUCUCUAUGAACCUCAGCCUCCCUUUAGGGAUCCAACCAGAGAAAAAAGGCAAUUACACCUGUCAGGCACAGAACCCCGUUACAUCGGAGAGAAAAAUGCUCAGCUUAGCUCAGCUGUGUCCUUCUCAUGAUUCAGAUGCAACUAAGGUUUGGUGGCCUGUGAUUACCUUGAUCCCAGUCCUUGUGAUAUUCUUGUGAUGCUGCGUUUUUUGCCUCUGGAUGAGGAGGAGAAGCAGGGAGAGGAUGGAAACCCCACAGGAGGGAAUUGGGUUCAGACGUAUUGAAGGUUUUACAAGAAACAGCUAUGGUUGAUGUAAACUGAGUUCUUCACAUCAGUUACCAGAGCACUGAACCUUUAAGAUCUAGACUACUUGUAAAUAUUUUGUGCUGAUAUUUUGAUGUAAUUGCCAUAAAUCUGUGGAGUAUCUAAAACUGUUUUAGUACAGAGAAAUAUUUCUAAAUAUUUUUAGAAAUUAAAAAUUAAAAAUUUAAUAGACAUUGGCAGCAGCCAAUGUCCAUUAAAUUAAAGCUGGCCCCUCCCACCCUGGGAGAAAAGUGUGCCAGAUUCUCUCCCCUGACAAAGUCUGUAGUCCAUCAGGACCAAAGCUUAGAGCCACAGAGCCAUCUUCCUCCCACCUGCAGCUGACCCCAUUAACAAGGCUCAUUUCCCCUAGUAACUCUUUUCCAUGGAAAACAAUAUCAAUUUCUCAGCACAUGUAAUUACUGUUAAAACUCAAUUCUAUACUGUUGUUGUAUAUUUUCCUCAUCAUAUUUCAAACCCUCUCUGUUUUCCUUUUGAUUUGAAAACCCGUUAAUAUGUUUGUUAGUUUAAGUGUUUCUUUCCCAGAAAGAGCCAACUUUGAGCUAGUUUACCAUUACGUUUUCUAACAUGGGAAGUAUUUAUAGAGCAAUGCUACUGUGUUCCGCUUUUAUGUUUGCUUCUGUCUACUUGAAUCCCAGUUGGCCUCGGCAGAUGGCCGCUCACCUCGCUCUGGUUCUGCUGAAGGUAUCUUCCUGUUAAAAGGGAUUUUUUUUCUCUCCACUGUCAAUGUAUGCAUGCUUAGAAUGAAGGAUAGAUGUAGGUUCAAUGACAAAAUGCAAAGAACAUCUUUUGUGACCACCUGCUCAUCCAGAAGGAGCAAAUCCUGCAAAGCCAUUGAGUCGAUAAAAAUGUUUGACCAAUCUGAUUGGAUUAUCUGAUUGAAUUGUCUCUGUUACGAGCCUUGAGAUGGCAUAUUGUAAAAUUGGUGCUAAGAAAAAAAAAAAAAAAAAGGAUUGAGAACUAAAUGAUUUUUAAUAUCUGCCACAUUAUUCUUCCUCUGGUGAUUUUAUUUUCUUAAGUUUCAUUACAUUCCAAAUCAACUUGUAAUUUUUAUUUCACAUAAAAAAUAUAUUUGUACUUAUUAAGUCGUAUCAUCUGUAUGUUUGUCUUUGUGUAGCACCUUUUCACUAAAUCAAAUUUCUGAUUCAUAUAAAACACUAGCCAACAAUAAAGCUUUCUCUAAUUAUGAUCAUGCUUCCUGGGGCUAGUUUAAAGUUGAAUGAUUAAUCCUCUUAGGGAAGGAAGAACUCUUAAAUGUUAAGUAAGUAAAAAAAAAUGUAUAUGUUUUGUUAAUUAAAUGGCAGCAAUAUGGAAGUAAAUCUGUGUCGCUGGGAUGUGAGUUAAAAAUGCCACUGAAAUUUAAAUGUUGUAUGUUUGUACUUAC
Molecule: messenger RNA, 2718 nt
Organism: Cyprinodon variegatus (sheepshead minnow)
Lineage: Eukaryota; Metazoa; Chordata; Actinopteri; Cyprinodontiformes; Cyprinodontidae
Product: CD48 antigen-like
Exons: 6
Coding region: 182-1210 (342 amino acids)
Source: RefSeq, a predicted model, not a curated record